Molecule: messenger RNA, 3290 nt
Organism: Oryzias melastigma (Indian medaka)
Lineage: Eukaryota; Metazoa; Chordata; Actinopteri; Beloniformes; Adrianichthyidae
Gene: rnd1b
Product: Rho family GTPase 1b
Exons: 5
Coding region: 139-837 (232 amino acids)
Biological process (GO): small GTPase-mediated signal transduction
Molecular function (GO): GTP binding; GTPase activity
Source: RefSeq, a predicted model, not a curated record
GAGCCGCAGUGGCAAAUUCAAUCAGAUCAACUGCGACAGACAGAAGUGAGGGAGCUUCUUUUACUGAGGCUGUUUGCAGGCUGAUUCAUUUCCUGAAGAAGAUUGAAUAGAAAAACGGGGUUUUGCGCGUUCUGCACCAUGAAGGAAAGGAGGAACACGCAGCCGCUGGUGGUGAGGUGUAAACUGGUCCUCGUUGGAGACGUUCAAUGCGGGAAAACAGCGAUGCUGCAAGUCCUGGCCAAGGAUUGUUACCCAGAGACCUAUGUGCCCACCGUCUUUGAAAACUACACAGCCUGCCUGGAGCUGGAAGAUCAGCGAGUGGAGCUCAGUCUGUGGGACACCUCAGGUUCUCCAUACUACGAUAAUGUGAGGCCCCUCUGCUACAGCGACUCCGAUGCAGUCUUGUUGUGUUUUGACAUCAGUCGCCCGGACACAGUGGACAGCAGUCUCAAAAAGUGGAAAACAGAAAUCCUGGAUUUCUGUCCGAGCACACGCAUCCUGAUCAUUGGCUGCAAGAUUGACCUUCGCACAGACGUCUGCACGCUGAUGGAGCUGUCCAAUCAGAAGCAGAGUCCAAUCACCUAUGAGCAGGGUUCUGCUAUGGCCAAGCAGCUGGGUGCAGAGGCUUACUUGGAGUGCUCUGCGUUUACUUCGGAGAAAAGCAUCCACAGUGUGUUCCGCACCUCGGCAAUGGCCUGCAUGAACAAGCUGCAGCCUCUCCCAAAGCCCAGCCCCACCCGCCGCCUCUCCAAAAGACUCCUCCACCUGCCCAGCAAGUCUGAUUUGCUCUCCUCCAGCUUUAAGAAGGAGAAGACCAAGAGCUGCUCAGUGAUGUGAGUUGGAGAGGGUGAGCGUCCUCACAUGCGACUCCCGACCCCAGCCUCUUUGGUUUUGGGGAAGGGGGGUGGGCAUGAUGGUUUUAUCAGGGUUUCCUGCUGAAUCCUUCCCUCACCCCCCAGAAACCAAAAGCUCCUCAGAAGAGGUGGACACCCAGCUGUCCACUUGCUCCUGAACCUUUCAGCGCACAUCCAUAUUUUCUUCAACUUGCUUUUUUUUAUCAGUUCAAAUUUAAUCAUUGAGCUUUUUUUUCAAACUGUAACCAGUAUGCAAUGGUAUUUCCAUCUGUCUCAUUUUUAAUAUCUAUAGGCACGUGUUGAUUUUGUUCGAUAUGAAAAUGUGCAAUCUGUGACGUUUUAAUCUUGUGAUGUAAAUGCCUCUCAGACGACUCAAUGGAUAUUUUUCUAACUACAUAAAUAAACUUAGCAUGAAAACACCAGGAAACUAAAUCUUGUACAUCCCCACGAGAGCAGUAUGGGAGGUAUAAAACGGCACGUCACAGGUUUAUCCCUCUGAGAAAAACGCAGGGAUGCACAAGGACAAACCUCAAGAGAGAGCUGUUACGUAGAUUAGCUCUGGCUGCGUCGGCAGUGACGAGAGCAGGGAAACGGGCGGCGGGAACAGGCUCCUGCCCAGGCAGCAGUGUAGCCUACAUCAGCCUGCAUCAGAGGUUGUUGAUGCGUGGUUAUGUAGCAGCAGACAGGGCAGCUCCACAGGCUUUAGAAGGGAAAGGAGACUCGAGGUGCCGUGAAAAAAUCGGCUUGAAGAGACAAAUUGGAGUCCAUUUCUGUUCAUAAAAACACAUUUUAUUGACAGAAACAGAUUGUUCUUUUGUGACAAACAACUGCACAACUGGCAAGUGUUAUCGAUGAAGCUGAGGUUCGAGUAUGAAGGGUGUUAAGCUAGUCUAGACAGACUGAUAAUGUGAAAAUCUAUGCUCUUUGACAAAGAUUUGUAGCAUUGCAGUACUUCUCAUAUUUUUGCAGAUGAACAAAACGCCUUUUCUGUAAUGUUCCCUAAAGUUAGAGGAUUUUUGAGAUCUGCAUGUCUGUGGGUUUCUUACAAUUGCUUCUGCCUAAUGUAGCAAUCCCAAAGUGACAUGAUUCUUCCAAAAAAACUUAUUUGUUUUGCACAAACUUAAACUAUUGACCUCCGAUACACAGUUGAAGCAUCUACAGAGCAAAAAUCAGAUGCUUUUUUAUUAAAUCUUUGGCUUCAUGGUUAUGUUUGUGUGCAGUCUUCGUAUAUGCGCUUCUAACCAUAAAGCAAUAAGGAUUUAAGUGCUUGUGAUGCCAGGUGACUUGUGUGGCAAUAAAGGUGCAGCUUUGUGAUUAAUGUCCUGCAACAAGUGCUCCAUGGCUAAACCGGCAUCCCCUCUGUUCUACUUGGCCCCACUCUGGUGUGUGGAAAGUGCUGUGCUCUGAAACCUAAUAUAGAAAUAAAUGUGAAUUUGCCUCUUUGAGAUAAAUAUUUUACACCUAUUUCUGUAUUAUUCUGACAAACGAAAGUGAGGCAGUAGGACUUUUUAAAAAAAAUAUUAGGUACCAAAUUGAAAAUGUGCUUUAAAAGUCUAAAUAUAAAUAAUUAAGGGCUGUUGUGAGGAAUAGAAUACAAAUCGUGAGUAAUCAAACUGCACAGGCUGGCCCUGUCUAAAGAAAGCUAUUUUUCCAUUCCUCUUUUUUGUGCGUUAUUUUUGUAUAUCUAAAAGGAUUGAUGUCUGUUCCCCAUGUUAUGUUGGAAAUAUCCCACUGACAUAGGUGUUGUUUUGUGACAGAGCUGUGGACUGCCCCCCCCCCUCAGUACUCUAAGGAACUUUUAAAGUAAUGAUUUGCACAAAGGCUUCCAGUCCACACACAGGAAUUCCCCCAGUAUUGCAUAGCAACAAUCCGGUGCACAGAACAAACUCCCGCGCUCGAUUAGCUAUGUGGACAGAGAGGUUUAGCUUGCAAGCAGACUUUCCCACAUUCAUUAUUACCACAUCAUUUAUGCAUUUCUUGCCAAACAUGUUUUUAUUUAGUUUUUUAUUGUUCCUAUUUAAGUAAGAGUGCUGAUGCCAAGCCUUUAGAGGAUGGGUUGCCCAGGCGACUCAAUGAAAAUGUCGGUUAAUAUGCAGCCUUUGUGUUAUAGUCAGUGUAAAAUGGUGCAGUCAAACUCCUAAGCAUGUCCUAUUAAAAUUGUAUGAUUGUAGAUACUGUCUCUUGUUUUACGAGUAAGCCUCACGUCUAUAAAUAAACAACUUUAAAGAAGUCCUGAUCUUUGAGGAUUUCACAUUAAAAUACUGUUGCUGACGUGGAUAUUUAUUGGGUGGGUUAUAAUUUGUCUGUUGCUUUAUUUUAUUUUUUUGGCCACAUGUACAUUUGUUUAAAAUUUUACUUUAAAAAAAUUAGACAUUUUUGUUAUAUUUUAUUUUCUGCCUGUAUCAAAUAAAGCUUGCCCUCUGUGGCGCUCUGAGA